ACCACAGCACCUCAAAAAGCCACACAUUACAAGAGAGGCAACUGCUCAAAAGAGGAUCGCAAUCCGUGCAAAAGCUCCCGAAACAACCUUCCCGCAUCCUCUACGUCUACAGCUUUAUUUCUCCUUCCUUUAAAGUUGCCUGCUGCGUCCCACAGUUUAAAAAAACAAUAGUCUUCAGGGAGACGUGCAUCUUCCCAUCACGAAGGACGUCAGUUUAAAAAGACAAGAGCAUCACCUUAUAAAUGUGAGCGAUCACCAAACCUGCGACACAAGGAAUUAAUUGAUAAGAAAGCACCAUAUUGAUUUAUUAGGAUCAGGAUGCCAUUGCGAAGAUCAAGAGCUUUUGUCGGGAACACUUUGCUCGUUCACCCUCGAGGGCAGGCCUGGACGUCGGUCCCUGUAAACGCUGCGUUCGAAACGCCACGUUCCUUAUAUGCCCGCCCCGUCCUAUCUGUCGGGAAAAUGAAACUUGCUGCUGAUAUGCAAUCGUUCCGGGAUGGAUUCCGCACGCUUUUCUUUCCGGGUGUUGGCAUCUUAAGUCUCGGACUACCUUUUCUACUAGUUGGGGUACUAGUCGGAAAGCCCUCAAGUGGAGAAGCUAAGGACACCAAUCUCAAGACGAAGAGAUCAUCGUUGUUAAUCGCAUCAAAUCCUCUGUUUCAAGAAUAUAGGUUUUCCAAGGCUUUGGUGAUCAAAUUGAUGGCCAGCAUCAUCCUUGACUUAAUAGGUGAUGGUUCACUUCUAGUGCCAGGACUCGGUGAGGUCAGUGACUUUCUAUGGGCGCCUGUGAGUGCCGCAGUCGUUCGACUCCUGUACGGAAAUAAUGUUCUUGCUGCAGUGAAUUUGUUGGAGGAGUUGCUACCAUCCACGGACAUCAUUCCGACGGCUACCAUUGCUUUCUUACUGGAUUUCUUCUGGCAUGAGGAAGGAGCCCAGUCGCCCUCAAAAGAGGGCAGAGCACGCCCUGCCACUCCUGCAGACGUGAUCGAUGCCAAAGUCACGUCCAUCCGGGAUAAAAAUUUAAAUUGAGUGCAAAGUAAAUGAAACAAUGAGAAGUCAACCUUCUGGACCCCGUAGAGGCUAGAAACCGGC
Nannochloropsis gaditana CCMP526 is the source of this 1092-nucleotide messenger RNA. RefSeq lists its product as uncharacterized. The record is from RefSeq and is a predicted model, not a curated record. The transcript has a single exon. The coding region runs from base 319 to 1029 and encodes 236 amino acids.